Messenger RNA from Blastomyces dermatitidis ER-3, 3368 nucleotides. RefSeq names its product SacI domain-containing protein. NCBI's taxonomy places the organism in Eukaryota, Fungi, Ascomycota, Eurotiomycetes, Onygenales, Ajellomycetaceae. The coding region runs from base 89 to 3055 and encodes 988 amino acids. Gene Ontology annotation, molecular function: phosphatidylinositol-4-phosphate phosphatase activity. The record is from RefSeq and is a predicted model, not a curated record. Gene Ontology annotation, cellular component: endoplasmic reticulum. Gene Ontology annotation, biological process: phosphatidylinositol dephosphorylation. The transcript has 3 exons.
UCGGGCUGAUAACGGCGGCUAUCAGAACUUACCUGAUGCAGCAAAGAAUAGUCGGAUUCCGACCUUGCUAUAGUAAUAAGACAAGGCAAUGCCGGGGUUGGCCAGAAAAUUGUGGAUUUUUGCUGCUGUGGAUGGGCUUAUUCUUCAGUCUUACCCAUCAACACAGCGCGGUGCUUCGAGCAACCCAUCCACUGCGCUCCAGAUUGAAUACAAAACUCGCCGUAUAUACUCCCCGCCCUCUACCUCGAGCGCUGAUGACGCUUGCUUAGAGUCUCACGGGGUAAUUGGCCUUCUCUCACUCGCGUCAUUCUCCUUCUUAAUAUCCAUUACCCAGCGACAGCAGGUGGCUCAGAUCCUUGGAAAACCUAUUUUUGCCAUUACAGGUGUAGCUAUCAUUCCUCUUUCCUCUCAAGCUGAGGCGACCAAAGCGAUCAAUCAGGCACAAGCCCAGGUAGCUUCCAAAAGGGAUAAAGAUGCGAACGAUGAUGUCGAAGCCCAGUUUUCGGAGAGCGAGACCGACCCGUCCACUGGCCGCAGUAGCGACGAUAUAGAGCUAGAAGCCCCGGAUUCAAUAGACCGGGAAAUAUACCCGCCGUUGGGCAGUAGGGGUAGGAAAGGAAGCACUAUUGCUGAGGACGUCAUUGAAAAGCGAGGACGGUAUGGGAGGUUCACGUCCCGUUGGUUUUCGAAAAAUGGAUGGCCGGGAGAGAAUAACCGGCCCGAUGGAAGUGGAUUUGAAGGGGUAAUCGAUCCUGCAGCAGAAGGGUCCGUCAAAGGAAGAAAGAGCGGGGAUUAUAAACACGAAGUUCUAGAGCUCGACGACCUCUCCUCUACCGGGCAGAAAGCUUCUUCUGCUCCGCAAGAAAUAGACACUCCAGUAGCCGGAACGGCAACGUACGAACUAAUGCCGAAGUUUCUACGGUAUACGAAGCUAUUUUUCAGUUCGCGCAGUUUUUAUUUUUCGUAUGAUUACGACAUCACUCGGAAAUUUGGUGUCCAUGACCCUCAAACCACGCCAGUGCCGUUACAUAGAAUGGCGGAUCCCGUAUAUUUCUGGAAUAGAUAUUUGAUGACCCCUUUUAUUGAAAGCGGGCAUCAUUCACUGGUCCUUCCGCUGAUACAGGGGUUUGUUGGACAGAAGGAAUUCACUGUCACGAAGUCCACGAAAUCUCCAGUCGCUCAAGGCGCCACGAUUACCCCAGAAGUGGAAAUAGCUACCAAUACACCGGAUACACCUACUACAGAAAAUGAAGACGAAGGCAAAUUUCUUCUCACUUUAAUUUCACGUCGGUCCGUUAAACGCCCGGGACUUCGAUAUCUUCGACGAGGAAUAGACGACGAAGGCAAUGUCGCAAACUCCGUUGAGACGGAGCAAAUCGUAUCUAGGCCGUCGUGGAACCGCUCAGACAAGGUGUAUUCUCUUCUCCAGAUUCGCGGGUCAAUGCCUCUUUAUUUUUCCCAGUCUCCUUAUUACUUCAAACCCGUACCUGUGCUUCGCCACUCCAUCGAAACAAAUCAAGUGUCGUUCGCUCGGCACUUCCGUGACCUUAGCAGGCGGUAUGGCGAAAUUCAAGCCAUCUGCCUCCUAGAUAAGCAUGGUGUAGAAGUUAAAAUUGGGGAGACAUACCAAAGUUUCGUGGACACUUAUAAUAACCGCGACAAUGCGGACUCUGCUAAAAUUGGAUUCGACUGGUUUGACUUCCAUGCGGAAUGCCGGGGAAUGAAGUUCGAGAACGUCCAGCGCCUAGUUGAUUCAAUCUCGGGAACACUAGAUCGUUUUGGCAAUUCUGUCAUACAGGACAAUACUGUGUUGAAAAACCAGUCUGGCAUUGUCAGGACAAAUUGUAUGGACUGUCUGGACCGUACUGGUGUUGCACAAUGUGCGUUUGGACAACGAGCAUUAGAGAAGCAGCUCGAAAGCGAAGGAUACUCUAUCGACCUACGGAACAGCACAUCUACGCAGUGGUUCAACGUGCUGUGGGCGGACAACGGGGAUGCCAUCUCGAAACAGUACUCCUCAACGGCUGCCCUUAAAGGCGAUUAUACCAGAACAAGAAAACGAGAUGUUCGCGGAGCGCUCAAUGACCUCGGACUAACCCUAUCGCGCUACUUCAACAAUAUAGUCAAUGAUUACUUCUCCCAGGCUUGUAUCGACUACCUUCUCGGCAUUGUUACUACCCGUGUUUUCGACGAGUUCGAGAUGAACCUCAUGUCUGCUGAUCCGGGGAUUUCUCUCGAGAAGGUACGGCAGCACGCCAUCGACACCAGCUGCCAAAUCGUGAUCAGCGAUGAAUCCGAGGAGCUCGUGGGAGGCUGGACAGUUUCCAGUCCCCACGAGCCCAAUACAUUACGCUCAUUACCAUUCGAACAGUCCGUUCUUUUGCUAACAAAUGCUGCCGUCUACUGCUGCCGUUUCAACUGGGAUACGGACAAAGUUACUUCCUUCGAGCGCGUCGACCUUCGCUCCAUCACCAGCAUCAAUUACGGCACUUACAUCACCUCGACCCUCACUGAUGUCCAAAUGGAACCCAAACACAAUGUCGGAGUCGUAGUAACUUACCAACCGGCCGCGACAAAUACAAUGCGCGUAAACACGCACUCCCUCCAAAGCCUCUUGGAUCAGAUAUCACAAUCCUCCUCCUCCUCAGAACCUCCCCCUAACAAUACUUCGACUUCGACCUCGACCUCAACCACAGGUCCGGAUUGGGACAUCUCCUCUCUGUUCAAACCAGGCGAGAGUGGCAGUAAACGCCCCGUCUCGCGCUUCAUGGCGUUCAAGAUCCUCCCCCAGACCAACAUGACCGCCAGAAACGCCCUUGACAAUGUGCAGGUUAGCGAAAGGGACGCUGCGCGUGCUCUCUGUGAAGAGAUUGAGCGCACUGUUAUGCGGGGCGCGUCAGAUAAAAGUGGUGCUGCCAGCACUGGUGGUUCAAGACACGUUGACAGACAUUCGAUGGUUGAGGAGGUGGAGAUCAUUUCUGUGGCUGAUGCGAAAAAGCGGACUGGGUAUUUGGAGCAUUUGAUGUUUGAUAUUAAGAAGUUAGUGUGGGCUUGAGAAUAUUCGGGGGACUUUGUCUUCGGCUUUUUGUCUCUCCUCCUAGGUUGGAAGUGGAACGAUAAGGUGUUAGGGGGGGAGAUUCCCCAUUUCGUUUUCGUUUUUAUUUCGUUGUAGCUAAUCUUGUCCUACUUUGAGCAUUUUUUGCUUGCCGCUGGUUGCUUGCGUUGCAUCACACAGGUUGAUACCCAGGUGAGAAUUGUUUCGGCUUCCCUUCAUAAACAUACACAUACACAUCAUACACUACACCGUGGAAGAACAUCGGAUCAUAAAUAAUAAACUCAGUUUCAUAUUAUGAAAUUCCAGGGGGUUA